This is a messenger RNA of Chenopodium quinoa (quinoa), 4311 nucleotides long. RefSeq names its product putative pentatricopeptide repeat-containing protein At3g15130. Gene Ontology annotation, biological process: RNA modification. NCBI's taxonomy places the organism in Eukaryota, Viridiplantae, Streptophyta, Magnoliopsida, Caryophyllales, Amaranthaceae. The record is from RefSeq and is a predicted model, not a curated record. Gene Ontology annotation, molecular function: zinc ion binding; RNA binding; protein binding. The transcript is spliced from 2 exons. The coding region runs from base 332 to 2416 and encodes 694 amino acids.
UAUAAAAGACAUCAUAAAUAUCAAUUACAUAUAAUCUCAAAGAGUAAUUAAAGUAGUAGUACAGUGUAACGCCCAAGCUACACAGUACACACAAUUGUAACAUGAAUACAUGAGUGGUUAUGUAAAAGAUAAAGCUUUAACAAAUUUCUGCUAAAUCAAAUCAUUUGGUAUUAAAUUGUAUCUUCCUCUUUAUUUCAAAAAAAAAAAAAAUUGUAUCUUCCCUCUCUUUAUUCACUGGGUAUGAUGAAUUUCAUCGGUUGAUCUAAAAAUUGUAUUUAUUUUGAUACCAAAUUGAAUCAAAAUUUCUAGUCACAUGAUAAAAUAAUCUUCAAUGAACCAAUCUCUAAGCUUACUGAUGAGGGAACAGUUGAGAAUUUCAAAGUUUUUGAGGGAAUGUUCAAAGAAUUUGUGCCUAGAACAAGGGAAGAAGGCACAUACAGCUGUAGUAAAAAUGGGUUUUUGGUCUGAUAUGAUAAUAAGCAAUGAUCUUGUAGAUAUGUACUGUAAAUGCCGGAGUGUCGACAAUGCAUAUAAGGUGUUUGAUAAAAUGCUUCAAAGAAAUGUUGUUUCUUGGACAGCUCUUAUAUGUGGGAGUUUACAUCAGGGUGAUGAUGCUGAAGGUGCAUUGUCCCUUUUAUAUGAGAUGACUUUUUCUGAUGUUAGACCAAAUGAAUACACUUUCUCUGCCUGUUUUAAGGCAUGUGGUCGUUUGGGUAUCCCUGAGAAAGGGAUGCAAGUUCAUGGGUUUUGCGCGAAAGCUGGGUAUCAAUGGUUUCCUGUUGUGGGUAAUUCUGUUGUUGAUAUGUAUGCAAAGUGUGGAAGAAUUAGUGAUGCAGUUCAAGCUUUUGAUGAAAUUGGUGUGAAGAGUCUCAUUGCCUGGAAUACUAUUAUAGCAGGGUACAGUUCUCAGGGAGACGGCAAGAGUUCUGUCAAAUUGUUUCAGGAGAUGCAGAAAGAGGGCAUGAUUCCUGACGAGUUCACUUUUACGUCUGUCCUCAAAGCUUGUAGUGUUAUUGGGGUAAUUUUCGGUGGUACUCAAAUCCAUGCUGCCUUGAUCACAAGAGGAUUUCCUAUUUUCGCCCAGACAGCUCUUGUAGGUGCACUUAUUGACUUGUAUGUAAGGUGUGGAUGCUUGGUUGAAGCCCGGAAGCUAUUUGAUCUCAUUGAAGAUAGAAGUGUUGUAUCCUGGGCUUCUCUGGUUUUGGGUUAUGCACAAGAGGGCUAUUUUAUGGAGGCUAUGGACGUGUUUAGACAACUUAGAGAGAGCAACAUACAGAUAGAUUCAUAUACUAUGUCAGGUUUAAUUGGGGUCUUUGCUGAUUUUGCUUUCGUGGAGCAAGGAAAGCAGCUUCAUGCUUUUACUAUUAAGGUUCCUUUUGGUUUAGAACCAGAAGUUGGCAACUCAAUUGCUGACUUGUAUCACAAAUGCGGUUUGAUGGAAGAAGCAGAGAGAUUUUUCAGUGAAAUGCCGGUGAAAAAUAGAGUUUCGUAUACAGUUAUGAUCACUGGCUAUGGGAAAUAUGGUCUAGGGAAAGAAGCAGUUAUUCUUUUCAAUAAAAUGCUUUCAGAAAAUGUAAGGCCUGAUAGGAUAACUUACUUGGCUAUCCUAUCAGCUUGUAGCCAUUCAGGGCUGGUGAAAGAUUGUGAAGAAUACUUUUCUAUGCUGUGCAAUGACCGUUGGAUCAAAGCAGAGGUGGAGCACUAUUCUUGCAUGGUCGAUCUCCUAGGUCGAACUGGGCGGCUUACUGAAGCUAGAAACCUCAUAAGCAGUAUGCCAAUGAAACCAAAUAUAGGUGUGUGGCAGACAUUGUUGAGUGCUUGUAAAGUUCAUGGGGACUUGGAACUCGGAAAAGAAAUAGGAAAGAUUAUCUUGGAGUUGGAUGGAGAUAAUCCAGUCAAUUACGUUUUGAUGUCAAACCUUUAUGCUAAUGCUGGCUACUGGAAGGAGUGUCAGAAGCUGAGAGAAACAGUGAGGAAGAAGGGGUUAAGGAAAGAGGCAGGCCAGAGCUGGGUUGAGAUAGACAAAAAGGUCCAUUUCUUCUAUGGAGGAGAUGAUACACAUCCACUCACUGAUAAAAUCCACGAUUUGUUGAAAGAAUUGGAGAGGAGAUUGAAACAAGAGUUGGGUUAUACUCAAGAAGUAAGAUUUGCAUUGCAUGACAUUGAAGAAGAGUCUAAGGUGGAGAAUCUGAGAGUCCACAGCGAGAAGCUGGCAAUUGGACUGGCACUAUUGUGUGAUGGAAAGGAAAAAAACACUAAAGUGAUAAGGGUUUUCAAAAAUUUGAGGGUUUGUGGCGAUUGCCAUGAGUUCAUCAAAGGUUUAUCUAAGGUUUUAGAGAAAGUGUUUAUUGUUAGGGAUGCUAAUAGAUUCCAUAAAUUCCAGGAUGGUGUAUGUUCUUGUGGAGACUAUUGGUAAUUUAGACUGUGACUUCUAUUAUAUUACUGCCAAAUGGAAGGACUUGUGGAUGCUGUGGUAAUGAGUUCUGUAUACUCCUGCUUGAAUGGAUUUCAUGAUGAUAUCAAGUGCUAAGAGCACUGAAUAUGCAAAAAUUGGAGUCACAUGAUUAUUCAUAAUUGAUCUGUAGGUCAAGGAAGAUUAUUUGCAGUUCACUUGCAAUUUUGCCCAGACUGAUGCUGUUCUGUUUGCAUAUAAUCAGUGUCAAUGAAGGCUUACCUUCCUUUCAUCCACAUAUUUUGCAAGAUAAGGAGCAGAACCUCAAUAUCUUCACUAAACUCUUUUCCUCAUGAUUAUUCAACAUUGAGCUUUAAGAAGCCACAGAGACUUGAACCAACUGGCGAGGGUAUUCAAUACUUAGUACGAGAUGAUGUCUCAAUUGCUACAAGUUACUACAUAGUACGAGUCUGCGAGAAGAUGCCUUUAAACUUGUACGCUUCCUUGCUGGUAGUCAAGAUGGGCUAAUUCUAUGAUGAUCUUGGUAAAGAAGCUCUUUUUUGCAUGUAAGUUGCUCUUUUCAACUUUUGCUGUAAUGGAAGAUUUAUACAACUAUACGUUUGUACUGUAUAGUACUUCCGAAGCAUGUUAAUUUAUACAAAAUUUUGAGCUCGCUUGAAAGCUCGGGAUCGUGCUCGGACUCGCGUAAGUUAAUUGAACUUGAACAUGAACAAGGUAGUACUCGGCUCGGCUCGGCUCAUUUACACCCCUAAGCAAUAGGGCAUAAUGGCCGAAGAUGGUCCAGCUCCAUCUCAAAGUAUAACUUUCUAAGAAGUUGUUUUAGGAAAUACCCUUCAUUCUUAUACUUGGAUAAAAUAGAGGAGAUCAAUGAUAUUUUAAUUGGAUUACUAUUUGUGCAAGAACAUCAGAUUGAGGAAUGCCUUAUCAAGUAUGUUAUAAAAGAGCUGCGAUCCAAAGCUGAUCUAGCCCAAGAAAUAGCUGUAGCCAAGGAGGUAUGUUCUGCUAGAGGGAAUUUGGUUUUGCAAGAUGAUUAUUUCCUUGCUUCUAAGUGCUUAAGCCCUUGGACUGUUGAUGUUGAUUAUGACGAAAGUUUGUUGAUUUGGCACCUGGCCACUGAUAUCUGCUACUGGACAACCAAUGACAAUGCUGCUGCCUGCUGCAGCAUCAAGUGAUCGUAUGUUUAGCAAGACACUCUCUGAUUACAUGGCAUAUCUUUUACUAAGGCAGCAAACGUUGGUAUCUGCAGUGGUGGGUAUGUCAGAAACUCGUUUUGACCACACUUGUGCUGAGGCUAAAAAGUUCUUCAAUAAUAAGAGCAUCAACGUCGGUUGGCUUGCAGAUCCCUGGUGGAAGGCUAAGAAGUUUCUGUAUGAGAAGUUAUGUGGUCGGACCAUGUCAGGGCAAGAUGAUGCUCCUUCUGAUGGAUUAGAAAAUACAUUUUUCAAGGAGUUUUGUAAGAAGGUGCUUGAAGUAAAAGCAGAUGUUCAGCCGAUAGUAGCCAAGGGUGAUAAAAGCAAAUCUGUGCUAUUUGAUGCAUGUCGACUUGCUAAGCAAUUGGAAAUGUUUGGAGAAAUUCAGUGGGAGGUGACCAGCAAAGUUUGGGUGGAGCUGCUUUGUUAUGCUGCUCUCCGCUGCUCACCGAGAUCUCAUAUUGCGCAACUAAGCAAAGGUGGGGAGCUCAUAACAUUAGUGUGGCUGUUUAUGGCUCAUCUUGUCUUAGGAGAGCGCUUCCUGCAAAAUCGGGGGUUUGGGUGGACUAAACUUGUCAUUCACAAAUGAUGCUAAAUACUUUGUUUGAAUUAGUUUCACAUGCUUGGAUUUCAAUGAAGUCAUACAUUCUGUAAUUGUAAUCUAAACUUUCUGAAAAAGAAUUGAACCACUCAAUUUCUAUUAUUCCC